AUGGAAAAGUCAAAAAAAAAAAACAAUGAUAAAAAGUCAUCAAGGAAAGAAGAAACUAUUGAAUUCUUGAAAGAGCAGUAUAAACUUUUGGAACAACACAAUCAAGAGUCAGGCAAUGCAAAUAUGUUUGUUUGCUGCCUUAGCACUCGCCGCUGCACUACUAAUACAUUCUCGACUUCAUCCUCACUUGAACUUAAGAUAUAUUCAUUUAUGUCUGGCUCAGCAUCGCGUCGACGCAGACGUCGUGAAGCGGCAACUUUAACUGUCAACAAGGAACAUUAUGCUCGGAUUGCAAAUCCAAAAUCGUAUGAAUUGUUGGGCGAGGAUUUGAAAGGAACCCUUCCGGUCAAUCGUACGAUAGUCUUCAAUUGUAACGAUCCCGAGACCACAAUAUGUGUCCAAGCUGUAAUCCCCCUGUACGAUUUCAAACCCAAUAAGCCGCUAACAGUCACCAUGAAAUACCACGUGGACCUGAAGGCGGUCAAUCAGAUUCUAAUCGAACCCUGGGAGUUCUUUGUGGUCGUUGUUGGUUUAAAUGUACAAAAGACUGGUGACCCCUUGGGCACAACUUUGGCUGUUGCCAAAAAUAUAGAGUACAAUAUUAUUUCGAAGCAUCAGCUGUACGGUACACCCAUAUGGGUUAUAAUAGUGUCCGUAAUAGGUGGUCUGCUGGUCCUGGCCUUAAUAACAUAUGGCAUGUAUAGGGCCGGUUUCUUUAAGCGCGCCACCAAGGAAGAGAUGGACAAACUAAUGCACCAAGCCACUCUGUCAACGGAUGGCGUUACGGAGGCAUCGAACUUAAAUACCGCUGGCAACUAAUUUGAUAUAAGCUACAACGUAGGGUGUGACCCAUACAGCUGUGAUGUCUAACUCUCGCCAUUAAUAAUUUAUUGAAUAUGUGUGACAAUAUUUAUUGAAGAUUUUUUUUGUUAUGUUUUUUUUUUUUUUUUUAAUUAAAUGUUAAAAUAGUUGUACAUCACAAUGUAAAUGAAGUUGGAGUUAGCCAACUGAAACAUACCAAAUUUAAUUUGUAAAAGCUGCCAUAAGUUUACAGGCAUACUUAUAUGUAUUCAAAUAGUAUAUACUUUUUUCUAUGUUACCAAUAAUGUUAUUUGUAUUUUGUAAAAAUGUGUUAAGAAAUAAAAACGAAUUUUUUAAUUGAAUAA
Messenger RNA from Musca domestica (house fly), 1166 nucleotides. RefSeq names its product integrin alpha-PS3-like. Gene Ontology annotation, cellular component: external side of plasma membrane; integrin complex. Gene Ontology annotation, biological process: cell adhesion mediated by integrin; cell-matrix adhesion; cell-cell adhesion. Bases 1 to 819 code for a protein of 272 amino acids. NCBI's taxonomy places the organism in Eukaryota, Metazoa, Arthropoda, Insecta, Diptera, Muscidae. The transcript is spliced from 3 exons. Gene Ontology annotation, molecular function: integrin binding. The record is from RefSeq and is a predicted model, not a curated record.